Molecule: messenger RNA, 1828 nt
Organism: Thalassophryne amazonica
Lineage: Eukaryota; Metazoa; Chordata; Actinopteri; Batrachoidiformes; Batrachoididae
Gene: prg4a
Product: proteoglycan 4a
Exons: 13
Coding region: 60-1589 (509 amino acids)
Biological process (GO): immune response
Molecular function (GO): scavenger receptor activity; polysaccharide binding
Source: RefSeq, a predicted model, not a curated record
UGUGUGUGUGUGUGUGUGUGCAAUUGUCUUUAACAAAUCCUGUUCACACAGAUACUUUAAUGAAGAUGCAGAAGAUGACAAUGAAAAUUACAGUGUGGCUCCUGCUUUUUGGCAUCAGUGGGACCUUUACUGCAGCUGCUGGACCAGGGAGCUGUGCCGGUCGAUGUGGUGAGGUGUUUGCCCGAGGUCAGUGGUGUACCUGUGACUUCAGCUGCCUGCGUCACAAUGAUUGCUGUCAGGACUUUGAGGCCAUUUGCACCACUGAUCAAUCCUGUAGGGGGCGCUGUGCUGAGACAUUUCGACGUGGGCGGCUGUGUGAAUGCGAUGCACAGUGCGCAAACUACAACACCUGCUGUUGGGACUACAAGCUUCAGUGUGGUGUCCGCAUGUCCGUUUCCUCCAGUGGGAGUUUCCACCAUGUGAAGAAUACAGCUUCAGGAAAACAAAAAUCACAAGGAAGCAAGCAGGGCUCCAACAGUGAAAGCGAGGAAUGGUACCAGGGAGCGAGUAACAUUCGGCUUACACAGCUGCUGUCGUCCAGCCCUUCCUUCUCCAGUGAGGCCUCAGACUUCCCAGGACACAGCUCCUCUCUGCUCAGCCACAACGCUCCGUCAGCGGGCCGCAGUGCUCCUCGUGGAGCAUUAGGUGGCAACUUGAACGUCCAGGUGGUGCUGUCAGAUGGAGAAGCUGCUUUAUCAAGCCAAGGUGUGAGUGCAGCAGGCUUCAGGCCCAAACCCAACCCGUUGCAGGAUGUAGCUCAAGUCUCAGGUGCGUUUGUGCUGGAAGGACCAGCAGCAGGAGUGGUUAUUCAGAGCGAUCUUUGCAGUGAUGCUCCUAUCAGUGGACUGACGGCUCUCAGUAACGGCACCGUGUUGAUAUUUAAAGGUGAGGUGUUCUGGUCGGUUGAUCCAGUCAGUCACUUGGCUGGUCGUCCACAGAGCAUCAGAGACAUUCUGGGUGUCUCUGGUCCGAUCGAUACAGUCUUCACACGUUGUAACUGCCAUGGAAAGACCUAUAUCAUCAAGGGGAAUCAGUACUGGCGCCUAGAUGGGAACAUGGUGAUGGAGCCGGGCUUUCCGAGACCUCUGGUUUCUGAGUUCCUGGGUCUGAGUGGAGGUAUUAGUGCUGCGCUCGCUGUACCGGCCACCAGAAGCAGACAGGAAAUGGUCUACUUCUUUAAGCACGGAGAUAUUAUGCAGAAGUUCACCUUCUCUUCAGAAAGCACCCUCGCCUGCGGCAAGACACCCAACAGCAUGAAGAGACGCCCCAGCCGUCAACCAGAUGGUUAUCUGAGCAAAGAGAUCAACAUCAAAGUGUCUCUGAAGGAAAUUCCGACCCCCGUCACCUCUGCUCUGUCCAUGCCCAACCCUCAGAGGACUGACAGAUACGAGUACUACAUCUUCUCUGGACCACUUUUCUUCAGUGUAGACAUUUCAGGUGACCUCCUGACGUUGGCCAAACCCGACCCGCUCGCUGUAUUCGCAGCAUCACCCAUCCUGAGCUCCGCUGUCCUGGGAACCAACUCGUUCCACAGUGUUAAACCUGCUCACCCCGUCAACUCCAUCAGACACUGGCUGUGGUGUGCGUAGACACAGAGGCAACGAGUCCUGAUGUUACUUGGCUUCAGUGUAGUAAAUGUACAUGUACUGAACAAGUGAUUUUACUGCUUUUUCUGGUAUAUUCAUGCAGAUACUUUUAUCUAGUGCAAGUGUAAUCUUACACGAAGCAACAUUUCAAGUGUUCUAACAAAAACAUCACAUUUAAACAACUAAAGCCCACAUUUUAAAAGUGAGAACUGCUGCUGCAAAUAAAAACUAAAUAAAAUCCA